Messenger RNA from Corticium candelabrum, 2757 nucleotides. Its product is annotated as ETS translocation variant 4-like. Gene Ontology annotation, cellular component: nucleus. The record is from RefSeq and is a predicted model, not a curated record. Gene Ontology annotation, molecular function: sequence-specific DNA binding; DNA-binding transcription factor activity, RNA polymerase II-specific. Gene Ontology annotation, biological process: cell differentiation; regulation of transcription by RNA polymerase II. NCBI's taxonomy places the organism in Eukaryota, Metazoa, Porifera, Homoscleromorpha, Homosclerophorida, Plakinidae. Bases 909 to 2549 code for a protein of 546 amino acids. The transcript is spliced from 7 exons.
UGCUUUCGUUGCUGCAGGAAAUCAAUGCACGACCUUUCGAUUACGCCUGUCUCGAGAUCUAAACCGUAGUGACGGCUUUUCGUAUGCGACCGAACUGAGAGAAAUCGAAGUGGCGCAGUAAAUCGUAAUUCUUCGCGCCCGACGAGAAUGGUCCGAGAAAUCCGCGUGGCGCAGUAAGUCGUAAUUCUUCGCGCCCGACGGGAAUGGUCCGGCAUGCGCGUCGGUGCAGACUUGUCAAGAUAUUUUUUCUCUCGCGUCUCGAAAUAAUUGCUACAAGAAGAAACCUCCCUUUUAGCAUUUGAUUGCGAGAGAUGUGUUUAGCAUUUGAUUGCGAGAGAUGUGCAGUUUGAGUGUUUGUGGGUUGUAUCCAUUCUAUCGUGCAGAGAGGCGAGAUGCCCGUGCAUGCAACUCCCACCAAUCUGCUCCACUUCACGUCGGGGAUCGGCGUCUCUUACGACUAGUGGGAUGUUUGACCUUUGGACGUAAACAGGGAAAACCCGUGCGUACCAACAGGUGCAGCAGUUGCCUUGUGUGGACUGGUCCUGACUGGAGAAUUCGACUGUAAACCAUAUAAGGGUGUCGGAGUAUUGCGAUAAACCUAUCUGGUGUUUGUUCAAUUAGUUUUACAUAAUUGCAUAGGUCUUGUUGUUCGGUGCACGUGCCCAAGUUAGUGGGCACAUCCAAAUAUGGUUUUGGCAGUCAUUGAUCCUAAUUGACUAUUGCUACAUAGGCUAUACACCAACGCUGUCGGAGUCAGUCGUAUUCUCCGGAACCGUCGUGUCGUGUUAUAGACGGAGCCUAUACCUGCACGUCUUCCUGUGAUUUUCUGCAGUAUUUCACGACUUUGCAUCUCGUUUGCUUGAUUGAUUCUCGGCAAUUUGUGAGCGUUACUUGUACUUGCAAACCCAAUGGAUUUCUUACGACAGACUUACUUCAAACAGGAGUCGCUCGUCGACGAUGUCUUUGUGCAGCCGUUGUCUCCCAGCAGCAGUCUCAUGUAUUCUUCUUGUCCCGACCUGAGGACUCUCUGUGCAGGUGCAGAUGAAGAUGUCGAUGACUAUGUGAAUAACUACGUUCUCGACGAUCUCAAGAAUGUCUUUCCUGAGCGUGAGGAGGCGUCUGUGGACGACGACCUGGAGGUGAUCGAAGCGCUACUGCAAGAGAUCGAGGGUGGAUCACUACCCUUGUAUGGAGACGAACAGGAAGAGGAGACGGAGAUGAAGUACAGUGACUGUGCACAAGCACAAGAGCAGUACACGCAAGUGUACGAGUGGCUGCAGGAGAGGAGCAACCCUCGGACAGUGCCAGAUGUUCAGGAACAAUACCAGCAACAAUACCAGCAGCAAUACCAGCAGCAGUGCCAGGAACAAUACCAGCAGCAAUACCAGCAGCAAAACAGAUUUCGACACCAUCAGCGCAGUUUGAGUGCUAGCUUGCCUGCACACUACACCUCGAGAUCCUUCCAGCAGCAAGUCACUCCUCGCUACGGAUCUUGCUCUGCAGCACCACUACAACAACAAAACUACAUGAACAGACCAAUCGAACGAAGCCCUCUGGCCCAGGAUACCGACCAGUUUGAGUUUACAAAACCAGCACCUGUGCCUAACCAGACCAGCCCUCUUCCAGUCAGGAAGUGUCUUCCUCUGAUGCAACAAAGCAAUCUCGUGAGGUCUGUGAGCUGCAGUGACGUUUACCCUGCCAGAAAUAGUGAGCCCGAGUAUACCACGAGUGUGUCGCCACUGACAUACAUCAGCAGUAACAGCUCUGGUCCCGGAAGCCCACUAUCACAGACUCGAUUUUUGUCAUCGUCUCUGAACAGUGUUGACUCUAAUGGAUCACCCAGUCUAUCUGAAAGUGGUUACGAUUCGCCUGACGAUCGAUACAACUCGGCAAACAGUAUCGAUUCAACCACUGCUCUUGAUCUCAACCAGUUGCCUUGCAUCAGGCUCCACGACGACUGUGCAUCGAAUCCUGUAAUUCAUUCUCUCGGUGUGAUGGACGAUGGCUCUAAACUUAUGGCCAUUCCCAUCAAUCCCAAGACAGGCAAGCCAAAGAGGCGACGAAGGAGAAAGGCACGAAACCAAGUCGUUCCUCCUCCUCUUCUCAACAACCGAUCAAACACGACACUGUGGGAGUUCUUUCUCGAGUUGCUACUGGAUCCAGAUAAUUAUUCACAUCUGAUCACGUGGGUCGACAGGGAAGCCGGAGAGUUCAAAAUCAUCGACUCCGAAGUGGUGUCUGUCAUUUGGGGGUUACUAAAGAACAAGAGCGGGAUGAAGUACGACCACAUGAGUCGAUCCAUUCGUUACUACUAUGGCAAAGGAAUUCUGGACAAAGUCCAUGACAGGCAGCUUGUAUACAAGUUUGGCAUAAACAGCAACUGGAUGACAUACCAGCGCAAAAGUCAAGGCCUCGACAUCAGCCGCAUGCCGACUGCACCCAUCGACGUGUGUGGACGAACCGCCAAACCGAAGCAUUUUGCAGUGGCACGAAUCGCACCGCCUGUACAGAUACAACAACAACUUGUACACCAACACAUUCUCUGGUAACUCUCGAGUGACUAAUAAGACUGAUGUACACAAACUUGUAAUAUAUCUAAUAGAUUAGAAGUUUUAACUGUCUAGAAAUCCAAUUUUUCUUGUACAUUUUCAUUGGAUGUCGGCAAUAAUUUUUUAGUUACUUACGUAACCUGUGCUGGGUGUUGCCCAAUUGCGACUUAAUUAUUUGGUUCAAUAAAUACAGGAACUCGCUCUCUCA